Uranotaenia lowii is the source of this 11588-nucleotide messenger RNA. RefSeq lists its product as uncharacterized. The transcript is spliced from 14 exons. The record is from RefSeq and is a predicted model, not a curated record. Lineage: Eukaryota; Metazoa; Arthropoda; Insecta; Diptera; Culicidae. Gene Ontology annotation, biological process: regulation of transcription by RNA polymerase II. The coding region runs from base 1431 to 9581 and encodes 2716 amino acids.
UGUUCGGAAAAGAAAAUGGCCGCCGUCGCGUGUGUGUACAUCUCAGCAGCAGCACUCUGGUAGCGCUCUUGGCAUAGACGUUUUUGUUUUUCCACGUAAAUUUUCACCUUCUCUAAGCGCGCGGUUCAUCGACACACCGAGCCGAAACGAAGGCAGCAAAAUUUUCAGUGUUACUGUCGCGAUUUUUCGCGUGUGCUGUUCCAGGACUGUACGAAUCAAGGGAACCGUUUCCGCCGGAACAUCACGUACGUACAUCUCAAGAAGGACGUCGAAUCCUUGUGUUUGAACUGUGCAACGUUGACCGAACAAAAAGUGUAUAGUGUGCUCUCGGGCUUAUCCGGAAUAAUUGCAGUGGGUUUUGAGUGAGCUCCGUCAAUGUCAUACACAUAUUUUUCCAUACAUCUUCCUCGUAAUUCGAAAGAUGGGUCUGUUGCGAACUAGAAGAGUUCACCGAUUGCUGUUUUGGUCUAACCAAUAGACACUGUUUAAAGUUUAUCCCAUCGCCAUCUGGGAUGAAUAUUUUCGAUUGAUAAGCCCCAAGUGCUUCAGUGCAGUGAGCAGUGUCUGCUGCGUUUAGUUCGCGAAAUUGCAAAAAAUAAUAAGUUGGGUUUCUAAGGAGUGAUAGCUGAGAGCAGCAAAAGUAAGGUGGAUUGGCGACUGGAAUCGUCCAGUCGAUUGGUUUGGCAAGAACAACAAGAGCAACAACGACAAUAGUAACAGCUUGAAUAGUACUAUCAAAAAAUAGCAGCAAGCAGAAAAGCCGUAAAAUAGUGUACCUCCUGGCCACUGUGUGAAGGAUGAAGUGCAUGAGGUGAUCUUUGGCAAUUUUCUCGCUGUCUAUUUUGGCUGGAAGGCGUCGAAAGAGUUUCGCGACACAUGGAAUGAUACGCCUUUCUCGAAAUGCUGCCGCCAUGAUACCGUGAUCGUGUAUCCAUUGUGCAUAUAAUUCUUUGUAAAUAGUUGUGCAUAGUGAGUGCAGUGGGUGCGAUCUUGAAUUGGGAUAUGGUAGUUUUAUUUUCAAACCUAUAAUAAGCUGAUGAUAACAAACAAAGUGCGGUAAAUAAAAGUGAAUUGUCGUUCUCAUAAUCUUUGAAAAAGAAAGAGAUGAAAAUAGUAAUCCGUUCUUGAUGAAGAAAAGGAAAAAAGUCGAAUGCCUUCUGAGUGUGUAGAGAAGUGAAAUUUCUCGCUAAUAGCGUUGCAAUCUUGCUAAUUGCUGCCGCGCAGAAGAUCCCGAAGUGUAAAUCGUAUGGAGCUAAAAAGUGAUCAUGAUCCAAAUUAGCGAGUGUCAUGCUGUAAGCUCACGGAAGGCUUGAAGUGUGAAAAUCAUUUGUAAUCAAUCAGAAGAAGCUGAUAAGUUGUUACAACCUUCCAGCAACUGUGUCAGAAACAACAAAACCAGCGGAACAAAAAUAUGCUGACUUCGGAAUGAGAUGGAAGCGGCUAUACGUUCAGUGCAGCAGGUUGGGCCACCAGGCCAGAGGGCUGACACUGGCCCUUCGCCGCAGCCUCCUCCUACGAUGUCAUUUCAACAGCGUUUGCCACCAGGUGCUGCGCAAAUUCAUAGAUCUGUUGAUGCGUCCCAAAGUUACAGCAAAGGUGGCCCUGCACCGUCUCAGUCCGCACCUAGAUCGGCAGCUAGUCCCCUCUCUCCGCCGCGACCUGGUCCGGGGGCUGGAGCCGCGAGCUAUCCACCAUUCGCCGGAGCACCUGCACGGGAGGCACCACUCAGAUAUGUGCAAAAUAACUCAUACUACCGGGAUAAUCCCUACACCCGUGUGUCACAGGUAUCCCAGGUUCAGGAAUACCAUCGACAGGUGCCGGUGGUUUCGGUAUCUAGUAGUAUACCUGCACCCAUUAGUAUAGCAAAUUCCAUGGAGCCAGUACUACAACAAUCCACCCGACCCCGGAUAUCCCUGCUACCCCACAAUAACGAAUACCUGCAGAACCGAUCGGUGCACCAACAGCAGCAUUCAUCAUCGGAUGCAGGUCCACCUGCAUUUAAAAAGAUCCGCUUGAACGAAAACAGUCAGCAAUCUGCGCAAUCCCCCCUGAAUGUUGAUACACGUGAUCCACCGGUGUCAUCCGGUGCGUAUCAUCCUCAGGUGGAGGCGAUCUCACCAACUCUGCCGAGCGAUCCGACGGAAGAACUGCGUGCCACCAAGGAUGAUCUGUUACAACAGAUUGCAAAGGUGGACAUGGAGAUUGAUAAGGCGGAGAAAAAGAUUGCACAGCUGAAAAAGAAACAAGAAUCGUUGGAAGAGGCCUCGGCCAAGCCAGCUGUCGAGGAAAGUGCUGCUGAGGCUCAACCCAAGCAUCGUAGCUUGGCGCAGCAGAUCUACGCCGAGAACCGGAAACGGGCCUCGACGGCGCAUGCUGUGCUGAGUGCAUUGGGAACUGCCAUCGAUCUGCCGCUGUACAAUCAGCCGUCCGAUGCGGAAAUAUGCCGCGAAAUACAGGAACGUCAUAAAGCGUUCAAAAAACACCUGAUACUGCACAUGAAGAAGAUCAAAUCGGAACGGGCAGCAAAGCAGUCCGAAUUGACUGAACGAUAUGCGCAGUUAUCGCAAGACUGGUCCAAACGUGUAGAUAAGUUGGAAGCUAGUGCAAAACGGAAAGCGAAGGAGGCGAAAAACCGGGAGUUUUUCGAGAAAGUGUUCCCAGAGCUUCGAAAGCAAAGGGAAGAUAAAGAGCGAUUUAAUCGUGUAGGUUCUAGGAUUAAAUCCGAAGCCGAUCUUGAAGAGAUCAUGGAUGGUCUUCAAGAGCAGGCAAUGGAGGAUAAAAAAAUGCGUUCAUAUGCUGUGAUUCCACCUUUAAUGUUAGACUCCAGACAAAGAAGGCUAGUGUUUAAAAAUGAAAAUGGAGCGCUAAUAGAUAUGGAAACAGAAUUUAAGGAACGGUUAAAUUUAAAUAUGUGGACAGCAGGAGAGAAGGAGAUUUUUCGGGAAAAAUUUAUGCAGCAUCCGAAGAAUUUCGGAAUGAUUGCAGCCAGUUUAGAUCGAAAAAUUGCGCAGGACUGUGUGCGAUAUUACUACCUCAGUAAAAAGGCGGAAAACUACAAGCAGUUGUUACGGAAGUCGAGGCAGCGGACACGAAGUUCGAAGAAUAUACAGAAAUCCAAUCAAAAUCAGACGCAAUGCAUAGUAGAUGCAUUAACAACUGGUGUUACAACAAGACUACAACGUGAACAACAACAAAAGACUGGAGGCCGUGAUCGAGCCGCUAAUUCAACAAAUAGUUCAAUAGGGAAUAGUUCGGCAUCUAAUGUCACAACAAAUUCAUCUUCAAAUAAUACUAAUAACAAUAACGGUAGCAGUAAUAGUAGCAGUAGUAGCAAUGCAAGUAGUAUUAGCACUAGUACAGCUGUUUCUUGUGCAACAACGACGACAACUGCAGGCGAUUUGUUGGCGCCAGAAACGACUGUCUCAGUGUCCAGUACAGAGUCGACUACAGUUUCUGCGACAUCGUCUUCACCGUUGAUGACCGUCUCAUCGACGGCAACUUCUGUGUCGUCUUCGACUGCAACUAGUAUAGCAAGUAAUACAAGCAUUACCACUAGUAGUAGUAGUACCAAUGGCAGUAGCACGAAUGUAAGCAAUGCGCUACCAGGCAUCAGUGAAAGUACAGAUUCCAUUCUGCAAGAUGAAACUGGCAAAGAGAAACCCGCGCCAAGUCCAUCGGAUUCGUUACUAGGUGUUACUGCUUCAACUACUUCUAGUGCUUCGACGACGGACGUUAUUGCAACGUCUGUUAGUACAACUACGAUUGCUCCUUCGACUGCCUCUGUGCCGACUAGUUUAUCAGCGACAACAUGCCCAUCUCGAAGUGGUACUCCUUCAUCCACUGUCCCUACAUCGUCCCCAUCCGUACCGUCACCAAGCUUAUCGAUAGCGGCCCCGGUUAUCAGUUCAACGACUACAACAGUAGUUGUUUCAUCCAGCGCAACAUUAUCGUCUUCAGUGUCAUCUAGCAUCGUGAGUAGCAGUUGUAGCGGCAACAGUAGUAGUAGCGGAAACAAUGUCAACAACAUCAGCAGUACCUUGGCUAAGGAUGCCGUGAAUGUUAGCCUACCAGGAAGUAACAACAUCGGCAGUAGUAGUAAUAAUAGUAAUACCAACAGCAACACUAGCGGUAGCUUACCAUCUGGUGUGACUGCCGUUGAAACGUCUUUUGUACCUAAUCUUAGCAGUAAUAUCUCCACGACACCGCUGAAUGGCGUGAAAACGGAAGCGAUAAACUCGACCACCAUUACGGUUACUUCUUCCGUGCCAACGUCGCUAAGUAACAACAAUAAUAGUAACUACAGUAGCAACAUUAGCGCAAGUUUGAAUGUAAAUAAUGUGAACGCUACAUCAAUGCCUAGUAGUUCUAUCGCUUUAGUUCAUGGCGGUUCUUCCGUUACGCUAACGUCAGCACCAGCAGUGUCGUCGGCGGGUGGCGUUAAUUCGUCGCCCGUACUACUGCCACCCAGCUCGCAAACGCAUUUACCACCAUCAAGCCUGCAGCAUCCGAACUCGGUGGUAUAUAACAAUGCCACGAGUACACCCAAGAACUCCUCGAUGGAUAUCAUCAUCAAGGAUAUUACGCUAGGGUCUGUGGUCGCCAGUGUGGUGAAUAGCAAAUUGGGAGUUAAGGAUAGCCUGAUAAAGGACGAUAUGGAACCAAGUGAACCCAAAAGGCCACGAAUGGAAAUGGACGGUGUCAAAGAUGACAGUAAUCUGCUGGACGGAAAAGAUAAAAAUGUAGCACUGCAUUCGUGCUUCGUGUGCAAGGCGGAAAUGUGUCCCCGCACGCGGCCCUUGGAACGGGGCCGAGGAGCCCAAUACGGUAUUCCGGAAGAUGCGAUACCGCCGGGAGCUCGCGUUUGCAAUACGUGCCAGUGCAAGUCGUUGAAGUCGAGGUACGAUUCGUCAUUCUACCACACUUCCUCCUCUUCCUCACCUUACGCUACAGCACAGGGUCUAAUACUGAACGAUCAAUCCGUCCAUUCUAGAUACACACACUGUCCCUUGCCGACGUGUCCCAAUCUGAAAGAUAGGGUCAAGCGGUUUCGGAAUCUUCCUCCACGCCUUUUUGAGUUGGCACCGGAGAUUCGAGAUCCAAUCAUUCAGGAACUCCAGAUUCCACCGAAUGUUACGAAAUGUUGCUCAGCCUGUCUGACACGAAUUCGCCGCAAGAUGGGUCCUCACCUGUUAGGAACGAAUUUGACCGACGAGGAAGUGUCGAGGUUGAAGAAAUUGCUACAAGACAUUGGUCCAAAAUGGAAUCAGUUGGCGGAAACGUUAAAUAAGACUCCAGUGGCACUCAAAUCGUUCUACUUCCACUACAAGAAAAAGUACGGUUUUGAUUUGGCUGUGACGGAAUACUACAAACAACAUCCAAGCGAAGAUCGCCGGGCUACCAUGACGGAUGGAGAUGAAUCGGACAUGAGUGCAUCUUCUUCGGAUGAGCGAGACGGCAGCAGCGAUACGACGGCUUCUGCUGAGAGUCCCAAUAACUCGGUGCCGCUUAACGUUACGAAAGAUGAAAUUAUUACAGUUCCAGAAACUCUAGCACCGCCUCCGUUGACGAAAAACAUUGAAGAUGAUCGGCUUCUUCCCCCUGGACAGCCACCUCGGAAGCAAAAAUUAACUGAAGAAUACGACAGUUCUGCAACCGAAACAGCUGAUGAAGAAAACGAAACAUCUCCUGCUAAUCGUCAAAGUCCCAAAGUUGCCUACAAUCCACUGGGAGGAGUUAAUCCGGUGAUAUCUGUUCACCAUCCAUCCAUGCAAAACGGCCCUCGAGGUAACGAAGUCAGCUCACCUCAGAACGUGCGAGAUGUUAUGCUGAAUGUGAUAGAAAGAUCUCUUAAAUCUGGACUAAUGCCUGGUGCUGCGAAACCACCUCCUAUGAAAGCGAUAAACGAGAUAUCCUUUGGACCUCGAGAUUAUAGGGAUUUGCCAAAGGGACCGCCCUUGCAGCGCCCACCUUCUGAAGGAAUGGCAACUUUAUCUGUUGUAAAUUCCAAUGCUCACGGUGGCCCUCCCCAGAUGCUGUCACAUCAUCCGCAUCCCAUGAGUUCACAAAUUCAAGCUACCAUAACACCAGUACCCCAGCAACCGUCUCAACCACCGCCAUUGCAGCAGCAGCCGCCACCACAGUCUCAGGCUCCGCCGGCACAAACUCCACCCUCCUCCCAGCCAUCGGUGGUCAUUGGAGGUUUCCUUCGCGAAGAACCUCAAACGCUUGAUCUUAGUAUCAAGAAACCCCAGAGAGACAAUUUCCCCCCUCCAGCUCACAACAGUAAAAUGCCUAGUAUAUCUUCUCAACAAAUUCCACCCCAAUCGCAUGGAUCUUCCAACACCGGUAGCACAGUAACGGUUUAUCGAACGGAUAACUUUCCGCCACCAAGCCACCAACAGCAACCACAAAACAUUCCAACUCACGGACCACCCUACGGAAUGGGUUAUCAUGGCGAUCAUCUCGGUCGGCCAUCAAAAUCACCGUCGGGGUAUAUUACUACCGUACCUGGAGGACCACCGAUUGCUUUGAAUCAAGGCCCAGGUGGACCGUCCAACUCUGUUUCUUCGCUGUCCGGGCGUGGUCAAAUGUCUCAACAAACAAUUUCUCUAACACCACCGCCGACGAAAAAACAGAAUGCGCCCAAGUUGAGUCCCAAAAUGCAGCAACAGUCACAUCAAGUACAAUCGAGCAUGCAGCAACCGCCGUCCCAGUCACUUGGUCCGAAAGGUGGAUCAAUUACGCACGGCACCCCGGUUAACUGUGCUGCUGGUCAGCAAAUUAUAGUGCAAGGUCAAACUACGCUUAGUCCUCGAUACGAUAACAUGCUGCGUCAGACGCCACCCUCGUCCAACGAUAAACUGGGAUCCAUCACCCAAGGAACUCCGGUUCACGUGACAACUCACACACUACCGGACAAGCGAACUGCCUACGAGUACAAAUCCUCCUACAAUAAUCGUCAGAGUCCCGCACAAGCUUCUCAGCAGCCUCCUCAAGGUAGCAGCCCGCAGGCUCCGCAAUUUGCUUACGCACCGAGAAACGCUCCGGCCUUUACGCUUGAACCUCAGCAACUCAGCUCGCGGCAGAUUAUAAUGAAUGAUUACAUAACAUCCCAGCAAAUGCAGGGUCGAAGUUCUACUGGGCCAGGUGGUGGAAGUCGUCCAGAAAAAGAAGCUCCCUCUCCAAGAAGCGGUCCCAACAUGGUCAACUCACAGGCCGCACUGCUUUAUGCCGUCGCCGAACGGGAACGUAACUCUAGGCCAGAAUAUCUGAGCCGAACGUCUCCAGCCGACCACGUCAACAGAGUGUCUCCCGUUUUCAGCACUCCUAGUCCGCAUCGAACGCCGCCGCCACCGCAACGACAGGGUGUAAUCCAAAGGCACAACACAGCUGGCAGUGGUGCCAGUGUGAGCACGAGCAGUGGAGCAGGAUCGAAACCGCCGAGCCCAGCACCCAACAGGUUGCAUCUGGUGCCACCAUCGCAUCAUUACAUGCAGAGCCACGAUGCAUUUACUUCUUUGGUUGACCUGGCCGUGCAACAACAACCGAUGACAGUUCCGCAAAAAGAUGAUAAGAGAUCUUCGAUGGCAGACCAGGCGCCCCCACCACCUUCCAGUCAUCAUCCCGACAUUCGUUACCAUCCAGCAGCGAUGAUACAGAUUCACCAUCAAGCUCAGCAGCAACAGCAUCAAGCAGCAGCGGCAGCCGCAGCUGCUGUGGCCGCCCAACAACAGCAACAUCAGGCAGCGGCAGCUGCUGCAGCUGUUGCUCAGCAUCAACAUGCAGCUGCUGCUGCGGCCGCUCACCAACAACAUCAGCAACAGCAGGCAGCGGCUGCAGCCGCUGUAGCUGCCCAGCAACAUCAGCUUCAACGGCAACAGUUGGAGAUCCAACGUCGCGGAGGUCCUCCUCAGAUGCAUCCUUCUAUGCAACCUCAUCCAUCUGUGGUGGCCUAUCGAGACCAGCAGUUAGAUCGCGAGAUGAACUAUCGAAUGGAACGGGAACGGGAGCGGAGUAUGCAAGUUGAGCGGGAACGAUCGAUUAUGGCCGCCGAGAGGGAACGGCAAAUGGAACGCGAGCGUGAACGGGAACGAGAACGUGAACAGCGGGAACGUGAACAAAGGGAACGUGAAAGGGAGAGAGAACAGCGUGAUCGCCAACAAAGGGAUCGGGAGCGAAUGGUUGAAGAAGAGGAACGGCGUAGGAAGCACUACGAAAUGCUUAACGAAAGAAUCGAAAGGCCACUGGAACAAAUGGGUAUGCGACCACCCCCGGACGGCUCGCUGACUGCGGCAAAUCUGAUUGACGCGAUCAUCACCCAUCAGAUCAAUCAGACGGCUUCGGAGCCACCGAUACCGCCCAACCGCGAUAUGCACCGCCCUCCUUAUUUUUCAACGCGCGAUCAUCGACCAGCGAUCAGUGAGAAUAAUGGUAAAUCUCAUUCUCCUAACGUAAUUAACAUCGAUGUGGAUUCGGAACCAGUUCGAACGAAAAAUAUCACUAUAGGUGAGUUGGCAGAAACAAUCAUUGCUAAAGAUUACUCGCCCAAUCCGAACCCAUUCCUCCAAAUGCGCCAAUCGAUGAUUCCGAUGGGAAUCGAUCCUGCGAUGGUGGUUUCGGCUGCUGAUGCAUGGAAAUAUCGUCGGAUGGCGCCGGGUGGUCCUGGUGGUAAAGAUGAUCCCUCAUCCCAGCAAGGCCCACCGCAAUCGCUACAGGUACAGCCACCACCCGGACAUCAAUAUUUGCAUCCCCAGCAGCAGCAGCAACAGCAUGGACCUCCACCACCCGGUAGUAAAGGACCGGGUAGGUCAACCCCUGAUGAUCGACACAUUAUUCGGAUGGCCCAAUCUCCAGGACCUCGAAACAAAUUCAUAGAUUCCGUGUCACCUGAUGCGCAAUUUUUUCAUCCCGGUGCACCAUUGAGUCGAGGACCGCGUGAUUUUGCACUCGAUUGUUACGUUAAAAAUCGUAUCGUCGAGGCAAUGCGCACAGAAGAUGACAAGCGUGGGGGCGGCGAAGACGGUCGACCCGACCAACAGUCGCCAAGAAAUCCUUCCCCGGCUCAACAUGGUGGUCCACCGCCAGCGCAUCAUAACAAGGAUCACGAUCGUAGUUCCACUCCAGGCGACAUGUUGAUGGGAGACGAUGAACCUGGUUCAAGACCAGCUUCUGGAGGCAAUUCACAUCGCCCUCCGUCGUCGUCUCAUCACCAGCAACAUCCUUCUUCACACCAACAGCAACAGGGAGGACCACCAGUCCACAAUUCUAUCCAUUCGUCUCCGUAUAUGGGAAGCCAAUCCGGGCAACCACCACCGGUUACGACAUUUGCACCUCCAACCUACUAUCCGUAUAGUGCACUAAACGUGUCCAGUGGACCGGUGGUUGGUAAUCUUGGCCAUCCGGGAGUGACAUCGAAAACUACGCUGGUGGUACCAAAUCUUGGUGGAGGCAGUGGAAGUGGAUUAUCUGGACCUCCUGGUAGUGGUAUGAAUGACGACAAUCGACAGUCCUCAUCCGCGGCACAGCUUGAACCCAAGCCGCUUCUGUCGGCUCAGUACGAAGCACUCAGUGAUGAGGAUUAACCUCAGCCGAACUGACGCUUCGAUGACAGUCAACUUGCAAAGUGAAACGCCCGCGGAUGGUACGAAAUAGACAUACACACACGAAUAUAGUAUGAAAUCUAUCUCAUGAAAACUUGUAAUUUAUUAUAAAUAUUAAAUAUAACACAGAAAAGUAUGAUAAUAAAAAAAAUAAAGAAAAUAUAUGAUCAUAAUUAUCUCUGAAAGGAUACAAAUGUAUUGAUGCUAAACAAUUAGAACUCUUUGAAAACUGAUUAACGGCAGAAACAGCUAGAAGAUAUACAACGAGAAUUAUUGUUAAACAAAAGAAUAAACAAAAAAGAACUUGUACAUGGUAAACCACAAAAUAAGAGAAAACUAUUCUGAAACCAUCGCAUCAAAGAUGUAUCCCGCUAAUAAUGGCAGACGUGCAGAUAUGCAAGGUUGGUAAGCAAGCGACAUAGAAAGAGCAAGUUUAAUGCGCUUAAUAAAUAUAACACAUUUCACCUUAAAGAGAAAUAUGAAACAAAGCUCCCGGUUAGAAAAAAAAAAUAUAACAAGAUUAUCAUAGCAUACAAAUCACAAGCCAACACAGAAAUAAAAAUGAAAAACACACUCAUAUGUAUCGCAGUUCACUUCACUCGUAAAGAUUGCAGCGAAAAAAAAACUGAAACAGAACCCUCUAGGCAAACAAAUCCGAUAAAGCGGGAAAGGUUAAGUAAAAAACAGAUUGAUUGUUGGAAAGAAUAAUAGUGGCAGAUGUUCGCGUUAGAUUUCCCGAUUAUUGAGUCACAAACGAAACCAAUAGAGUCAUCGGUGGGAAAUGUUUUAAUGUGUUAGAUUAGAGCGUUCCAAUCGGAAAGAGAUAUAGAGCUGAGAACCUGUUUGUACGGACAUGCUAAACACGCGCAGCCCGAUGCGUUGAAGCUUUGGAUGCUGCACAAGACAUUAGCAGAAACUAGAACUGUUAGUACACGAGCUUGCUUUUGAAAGCAAAUGUUAAGAAAGUUGAAACACCCAAAAGUACUCAUAAACCCACUAGAAAACGUCUAUGCCAAUGAAAUCGGGGAGAAAAGCGAAAACUCUUACCAACCCAAAACAAUCGAUUAACAACAUUCGCAAGCAUAAAUGCUCUCGUAUUAUGUCCUAGGUUUUUUUUUCAUACAUUAAUGAAAAACGAACCUCUUGAAAUAAAGUAGACCUUUAACAGAAAAAACACAUUUCUGUUUCAAGUUGAAAGAAAAAUUUACGUUGUCGUAAUCAUUUUUCCUUUAAUCAGCUUGCAAAUCCAUUUAUGUUCGAAAAACGAACAAAAAUUCAUGUAAAAUGUACGUUUUUUUUAAUCACGUUGAACUGAACAGGUGACAAAUAGCGAUUUUGUAUAGACUAAAAGGUCAGAUUAAAACAAAAGUGGAAAAAGUCGUAGCGUAGGUUUAACCCACGUAAUGUGAGGAAUGUGACCAGUGCAUGGAAGAAAUAGACAUACACAUUCAAACGCGGAAGAACAGAAAACUAUGAUCCGUUUUAGAAAAAAAAAACAAAGGAUAACCAACAGUCCAUAAAACCGCUGAGAUUAUCGCGCGCGUUGUACAGCAAAUUAAAAUAAAUACACAAAACUAAUAAAUAUGAAAAAACGCAUAUUGCAAAAUAAACAGAGAAAAAAUAGAACGAAAAUGAUGAGACGAAUGGAGACAAAAUGUGGUAAUAUCGAUUUAUGUUCUCUAUAAAAAAAAUGGGAUAAUAUGCAUGUAAUUAUAUUAUUGUCAAGUUUAUUAUGAUAGUUCUCAUGUUUUAAGUUACAACUUAAAAAAGGAAGAAUAAUAAGAGAAGAAAAAAUAACGAUUGAUUGCUGAAAAUAUAAAUUUAGUUAGGUAGACAGAAGUAAAAAAUUAGUGCGUUGUAAGGCAUAAAAACACAGAGAAAAUCAAUGAUUAAUAUUGUGUAACAUUUUUUUGUUAGGCCUCCUUUUAGUUUGUAAUUAUUUUCCUUAUUUUUCUAAAAAAGUAUAUAUAUUAACACGAUAUGCAAAAU